AUGCACCCACCAGGUGUGGCCCCUCAUCCAGUUUCCGGAUCUAAUCCUGCCCCUGGUACCUUACCACCAAAUGCAACUGUGCCAUCCAAUGCAGCAGCCCCGAGCACUGAACAUUCCAUGGAAGUGCCCAUGCCAACGACCAGGCCGGUGGCCCAAACAGCCAGGUCCAAUACUUUCGCAGUUCAUGCCACGGUGCCACCCUCUGUGCAUCCAGCUGGUUCAUCUGUAGCACCUGUUUCUUCUGCCAGCAUCAAGGCAUUAGCCCCUUCCUCGACCACAGCAUUGACCAGAGACUCAGCACCUGUCCAAUCAUUGCCUUUGGGCUUGUCUGCUAAGUCUGCCCUACCUGUAGCUUCUACUCAGACGAGUGCCUCUACUCAACCCGCUCUCACGACACACGAUCGUCAGGACGCCAAGCUGGGAAAGGCUCCAUCUGCUGAAGUCUCGCAAACUGGUCCUGCCCCUGUGGUCGACAACAGCGACGAGGAAUCUUCUGCUCCUACUCCUCAUCCGCUGCAGUGUGUCCAGUCGCCGGUUGAAGGAAAUGGAGCUGGGGACAUCACCCAGGCGAUCAAUGCAAGUCUGUCAGCUGAUUUGAGUUCCAAGACCAAGCCUCCCAUCCUCCCUUGUUCAAGCUGUGCAGCAGCAUCGACUGCAUGUGUGCAUGCUCCCCGUGGAGGGAAGAACCGUUGCAAGCGAUGUCAGGAGUUCAACCACCGGUGCAGCCAUUCCGACUGCAUGUGUUGCAUUGCUCACAGCAUUCCUUGCGUCACAUCUGCUGCAGCUGGGAAGACUGCUUGCGAGGCUUGCAGCCAAGGCAAGGAUAAAUGCAGUCUUGUCCCAGAAACCAAGCCAAGGCGGCCAAAGGCCAUAGUAGAAGAGAUGGACGCAACAGUGGAUGAAGACAAGGACAAGACACCAGCAAAAUCCAAAAAGAAGACCAAGGAGAAGACUCGCGUUCAGAAGACAGGUCCCAUAAAAGCACGGAAGGUUACAUCCUCCACGCCUGCGCCUUCUGAGCUGUCCACACCUCUUGCGCAGUCUGUGUCUCUUGCGCAGUCCACACCUCUUGUGCCGUCUGCGCCUCUUGUGCCGUCUGCACCUCUUGUGCCGUCUGUGCCUCUUGCACCGUCCACAACCUCUCACCUGUAG
Messenger RNA from Cyclocybe aegerita, 1152 nucleotides. NCBI's taxonomy places the organism in Eukaryota, Fungi, Basidiomycota, Agaricomycetes, Agaricales, Hemipholiotaceae. The record is from the annotation of a GenBank genome assembly.